AUGGUUAAAUACCGAGAAGGAAGCUCAACACUUGACAAUGGCAGGAAGAUCUAUUGGAUCAUCUGUCGGGAGGAGCAAACCUUCGGGCAAUAUUGGAGGAUCCUGGAGCAUCACUUGGAGCGGACCUUCGACGGGCUGCGCAUCAGCCAUCCUCAAGCAUCGACCUUCUACGGAAUGAUUCGAUGCGGUAAGUAUUAUCAGAUCUACCGGGAAGUAAAGACCCCAGAGGAUGAAAAUGAUCCCGACCAUUUUGUGAAUGGCCUCUAUAGGAUCGACAUCAACGGGAGAGUCGCCUUCCACCGCGUGCACGAUGAAAAAGUGCUGUAUGACUGGCUCCAGAGUCUUCCUCCGGCUGAUUACGAUUACGAUUAUGAUGGUAUUGUUGUUACUGAGGGCGAUUAUAGGAGUGAUGUCGUAGAGGAAGGAGAGAUGGAAGCGUCUCACCUUGAUGGUGACCCCGAGGCUGAGGUCGUAGAAGAAGGUGAAGGGGGAAGAUCCUUACCGUGA
This is a messenger RNA of Aspergillus uvarum CBS 121591, 507 nucleotides long. RefSeq lists its product as uncharacterized. Bases 1 to 507 code for a protein of 168 amino acids. The transcript has a single exon. The record is from RefSeq and is a predicted model, not a curated record. NCBI's taxonomy places the organism in Eukaryota, Fungi, Ascomycota, Eurotiomycetes, Eurotiales, Aspergillaceae.